Molecule: messenger RNA, 1923 nt
Organism: Zasmidium cellare ATCC 36951
Lineage: Eukaryota; Fungi; Ascomycota; Dothideomycetes; Mycosphaerellales; Mycosphaerellaceae
Exons: 2
Coding region: 1-1923 (640 amino acids)
Source: RefSeq, a predicted model, not a curated record
AUGAAUUUGACGCGCUGGAAAAGCCCCCCUGGAUCUUCGCCCGGUUCCGAACUGCUAGACUUCGCAUACAAGCCCUUGAGAGGAGAGAACAGCAUUCGCCUGGUCAAAAUCAAGCCAGGGACAGGCCAUACUGGCAUAGCAAUCGACCUUAUCGACAGCUUUGUUCCCCUGCUAGGACAACGAACCCAUCAAGAAUACGAUGCUUUGUCUUACACCUGGGGCGAAGGUCUCCAGUCCAAGUCCAUCACCUGCAAUGGACGCCGCUUCCACGUCACAGAAGCGCUGCGAGAAGCGCUCCGAUAUUUCCGAGAUCCCAUUCACGAUGUCAUCCUAUGGAUCGACCAAAUCUCCAUCUGUCAGAAAUGGACCCUGGAGCGGAACAAGCAGGUGAAGAUGAUGGGAGACAUCUUCAGUGGGGCGAGGAAGGUGCUGGUCUGGCUAGGUGGGCAUUAUGAUGAUAGCCGAAAGGGAAUGCAACUGGCAGAUCAGCUACUACGAGUAUGCCGUGGCCAAGGACUGACCACCCUUGACCGAACACAACUGCGACGAUACGGAAUGCCUGAAGUGGGCAACACAAAGUGGAAGGCUCUGGAAGGAGUGCUGCUGAGGCCGUGGUUCUAUCGGACGUGGGUUGUGCAAGAAGUCGUACUGAAUGCGAACGUUGAGCUCACUCUUGGCGACGACGUGGCAAGGUGUUCUAUUACCUGGGAUGAGCUGGAGGACGUUGUCAGCCUUCUUGAAGGCCCGGCUCCGAGAGACUGGCAGUUGGAUCUCACCAUGAGUGCUUGGCGGCUGCCCUUCUCUCGCAUCAACCGCAUUCGCAAGCGACAUCAGAGGGCAAUGAUGCGACGCACAAACGGAGCAAUCGCAGAAAUGGAGGGGAGUACAGCUCUGUUCGAAGAGCCUGAGUCCAAUGACAAUGACGAGUAUAUUCAUGGCCAGGACGACCUCGAUCUGCUGGAGUUGCUGCUGAUGUCCAGAGAUCUGGGAGCCACAGACCCUCUUGACAAGAUAUAUGCGCUGCUGGGCUUAGCCGAACACAACAUCAAUCCCAAUUACGACGCUUCGCCUGAACAGCUCUUCAAUGAGUUCGCUCUGCACAUCAUUGGCGAUGUUACCAGCUUGGUACCUGGCUCAGCUAGAGGUGCAAAGAUCUCGGCCGCAGAAGCUGCAGUACGGAAAGCUCUUGUGUUGCUUUCCUGCGCAGGGACACCAAACCAGGAAAGACACGUACCAUCUUGGACACCCGACUGGACUGCGGAUCUGACUGCAAAGCCUCUGGUCUUCGACCGUGGAUAUUGCGCUGGUGGCGAUACUUUCGAGAUCGACUGGGACUUUGAGACGGGGUUGCAACUGUGCGGCCGCCUGGUCGAUACUGUCCGCAGAGCUGGCAGCGUUCAUUUGAGAUAUGAUCCUAACCUUGAAGGAGCUGCUCUUAUUGAAGAGUGGUGGCAGGAAGCUUGUGGCAUCGCUCAAUAUCGGUCCUCACGUUUCCCGAGCAGAAAUCGCGCUUUUCGAGCCAUGUGUCGAGAUCUGAAAAUCAAUGAUCAGGGGUACUAUCACCCUGACGGCGUGGACUCUACUGAACGCCCUACGCCCAGACGCAGACGGAGUCUCCUAGACGAGACAGAUCUCAGCCUCAGUACAAGCAUCGAGAAUCCACGUCAGACUCUCACUUUAGGGCCUACUCGCGGGCGAGUACUCUUCUCUACCACCACGGGAUACAUCGGGCUCGCGCCACAUGGGACAGUCGAGGGCGAUCUCAUUUACGUCGUGCUCGGUGCCAAUGUACCUUUUGUCCUGCGACCCUUGACCGGGCAUGAUUUCACCUUGAUUGGUGAGGCAUACGUCCAAGGCAUCAUGCGUGGCGAGUUUAUGGAAAUGCAGCACACUGACACCGCCGACGACAUCUACAUUCGUUGA